AUGGCCUCAGACUCCACCUUAUCGGACCUGGUCUUUUCCUGGGAGGAGGACCGCAAGUUCAUCCUGCGGAGCUGGUCUCUUGUCUUCAGCAUCCUCGCGACCCUGCUGGCGCUCAGUGUGAUGGAUGGGCGUAUGGCCUACAUGAAGGGACCCUACGAUGGCUACCUGGGCUUCUGGACUAACUGCAGGAGGCACAAGUGUGCCAACCUGGGCCAAGUCACCGUUCUUAUCCAUAUGAGCAAAGGCUUCAUGUUACUGGCCCUGGGGCUGUGCUUCUUCCUCCUCCCUGCCAUGGGUCUGUCCUUCCAGCCAUUCUUCCGCCGCCUGCACAAGGUCGAUUUUGUCUUCAGUUCUCUUAGCAUCAGCAUUGGACUCCUGAUUUUCCUCAGCCUGACACUCUUUGCAGUCAACUGUGAGACAGUGCAUCCGAGACCACGGAUAUCCUACCUUGUGACCUUCUACCUAUGCUGGUGUGCCAGCGCCCUGAUGCUAUGGGCCGCUAUCGCCGGUGGGCCCUGCAGCAUUGUGCCCAGAGGUUCACAUGCAAACACUGGAAGUCGGACAUCAACUCUGAGCGUAUCCUGCACCUGCCCAAUUCACACACCAUCCAGGAUAGCACCCAAGUCUCUCCGAGGAAUAGCACCUGAGCUUCUCAGGACACCGACCGGUAGCUCUGGCCAGAUGCUGGGCCGGCCCCUUCAGUGUGUACACACCGCCGAGAUUAGCCCUCCCUUGAGACCCCACUCCCUGAUACCAGGCCAUGUCUUCCAAGGACAGGUGACAAACCCCCACCAUGGCUGUAGGGCUCACCUUUGUGGUUCUGUGUCUGUCCACUGGGUCCUCACCGUGCCCCCAUUCCGGAAGUCUGACACCCCCUCCCGCUCUGCCCCCCCUGAGCAUUCCACUGAGCCCCGCAGUGGACACGGCACCCCUCAGCAUUUGGUGUAG
This is a messenger RNA of Propithecus coquereli (Coquerel's sifaka), 948 nucleotides long. RefSeq lists its product as uncharacterized. Lineage: Eukaryota; Metazoa; Chordata; Mammalia; Primates; Indriidae. The record is from RefSeq and is a predicted model, not a curated record.